UGUCAGUGUGCUGUUGCGAGAUAAAAUGCUUACAGGACUGUGCUUGAACACCGAUUUAGGGACGUUUAAACGGCACUAUGUCGCGGAUGUGUCUGUCGGCACCCUACCGAGAGGAGUCUGUGCGUGAAAGCCGCAACUAAACCGCAGUGCCGAGAGGACAUUCUCAACUAGUUUGAGCAAAAUGGAUGGGACGAUUUGGAGGCUGCAUUCUUGCAAGGAUGCCUCACUUCUGCAGGAAAUGUAGUUGCCACCACUCUUUUUUUUCCCUGACUGACACAACUGGGAUAUUCUCUGGAGCUGUAUCACCCACACAACCUUGGUAACGAUGGAGAGUGGAGUUUUUCUGCCCUGCCUGGAUCAAUUCAUGCUGAGCCCUCUUGUCACUUGGGUGAGGACAUUUGUGCCACAUGAUGGGGGCAUGCACUUGGACUUCUCUGAGUUACUGGAUGGAGUCUUUUUGAAUGACAUAAUGACACAAAUAAACCCCUCAGCUGCACCUCAGGGUGCAAACAAAGUGAGCAGGGAUCCAAGUCAGAGGAUCCAAAACCUGAACUUCCUCGUCCAGCAAAUUAAGACUUACUAUCUGGAAAAUCUGAGACAGUUAAUCAUGAUUCCUUUGCCAAACAUGUUGCUGUUUGGCAGGACUCCUUACUGUGAACAAAGUCUGGAGGAAAUGAAGAAGCUUUUGCUGCUGCUCCUGGGAUGUGCCGUCCAGUGUGAGAGAAAAGAGGAGUACAUCGAGAGGAUCCAGACACUUGAUUUUGACAUGAAAGCUGCCAUAGCUGCACAUAUUCAGGAGUUGACCCUCAGUCAGGAGAACGUGGUGGACCUGCAGUGGUUGGAGUCCAGCGAGGUGCAUCCGGAGGAGCUGGAGGUCGUAGCGAGAAACAUGGCCAUGCACCUGCGACAUGUGCUGGACCAGAGGGACACGCAUCUAGAGACUAUAGCAGAGCUGAUGCAGGAAAAGGAAGGAGUUGUUAGCUUGCUCAAUAGCCCCUCCAGCCCACAUUCAGGGAGCUACUCUCCCAGCAUGCAGCAGCAGGCGGGGACUCAGCAACACCUGGCGGUGGAGCUGGCUGACUCUAAGGCCAAAAUCAGACGACUUAGACAAGAACUAGAGGAGAAGAGUGAGCAGACGCUGGACUGCAGACAUGAGCUGGAGAACAUGGAGACAGAGCUGAAGAGGAUCCAGCAGGAGAACUCCCAGUUGCUCGUAGACGCCCGCGCAGCCCGCACCUACCGUGACGAGCUGGAUGCCCUGAGAGAGAGAGCCAUAAAGGCGGACAAGCUGGAGAGCGAAGUGGGCCGCUACAGGGAGCAACUGCACAAGAUAGAGUUCUACAAGGCCCAAGUGGAGGAGCUAAAGGAGGACAACAGGGUGCUGCAGGAGACCAAAGAGGUGUUGGAAGAUCAGUUGGAAGGCUGGAGGGCACGCUCCGAUAAAAUCCACCAGCUGGAGAAGCACAGUCUGUUGCUGAAGGCCAGGGUCCACGACAUGGAACAGGAGCGGGAGGCAGAUCGAAGGCGCAUUGAGGAGCUGCAGGAGGAGAACCUGGCUCUGUGCUUGGCUCAGAGGAGGAGCAUGGAGGAGUCCCAGCACCUGGGCUGGGAGUUAGAGCAGCUCUCCAAGACCACUGAGAACUCUCAAGGCCAGCAGACUCUGAGCGAGGAGGUGAGUGAGAGGACGUGCAGUCGCAUGCUGAAGCUGGAGAAGGAGAACCAAAGUCUCUUAAGGAUCAUCGAGGAACUCAGAGCUGCCUCGAUUAACAAACGUGGCUGCCAGCUGGUCUGCAGCACCAACAACUGUACCUCAUCAACAGAUGAACCCAGGGAGCUGCAGACCACCUGCUCAAAUAUCCAAAACCGCACUAAUGGGAUUGCAUUCAGCACAGUGACACAGCAGACGCUGAAUGGAGGUUCAAACUGCCAUCAGCCUCUCCACACCGAAGAUCGGGAGGAAGUACAGAGUGAGAUCGUCCUCACAGAUAAUCCAGACCUUCAUGUUCAGGAGAAAGGACAGCUAGAGGACGGAGACGGUGGAGAUCAUCUCAAAGAGCUGAUGUCUGAUCUAGAAGACUUAGAAAACCAUCACAACAGGCUCCAUUGUUUUGUUGGAUCACGUGACCGCUCCCCUGGCUCGAAGGGAAGCAGUCCCUGCUACGACAGUAUCCUCACAGGUCUGCCAACACGCUCCUCCUAUGCCAGCAAGCACACUCAGCGGCUGGAGGCCAAGUGCAGGGCCCUGGACACAGUGAACCUCCAUCUACAGACUUCCCUCGAUAACACCGAUCGUAGAGUUCAGCGCCUGGAGGCAGAGGUUCAGGAGCUGGAGGCAGAGAACCACAGUCUGCAGGCCACUUUAGAGGAACUUCGGAUCUCUGCACGACGCCUGGAGCAACUGGAAGCAGAGAAGCAAAGCCUGGAGCAAGAGACCACAGUCCUGGAGAGGGAGAAGAGGCAGCUGGAGAAAGAUAACCGACGCCUCCGCCAACAGGCUGAAAUCCAGGAGGCCAACUUAGACAGCAGCAACGUCUGUAUGGCCAGCCUGGAAAGAGAGAUGCGUUUUGUUGUAAAAGAGGUGGAGGGGUUAAGGGAGACUGCUGAGAGGGUGAAAGGCCUGGAGAGAGACAACAGAGAACUGACCAAGCAAGCUGCUAUCGACCAGAGGACCCUGGCCACCCUCAGAGAGGAGCUGGUGAGCGAGAAGCUGAACACCCAGCAGAGGAACAAUGAACUGGAGAGGCUGGCCCAUGAUUUGGAAAUGCAAGUCCUGAACCACGAGAGCGCCCAGCAGGCUCGACAAGAGGCUCCAGAUAACAGUAGGUUCAAGAUGCUGGAGUCAGAACUGGAGGCAUCUCUGAAAAGAUCUCUCCAGAUUAAAGAAGACAAGAUGGCGGCUUUGGAGGCUCGUCUGCAGGAAUCCUCCGCACUGAACCAGCAGCUGCGGCAAGAGCUCAAGACUGUGAAGCAGAGCUAUGAGGCCUUGCAGCAGAGGCAGGAGGAGGAGUGGACAGCUUCAAGUUGCUCCCCUCCCUCUGAUACCGGCAGGACAAUGAGUGAAUGGCUGCGUGAGAGCCAGGAGGCCACCAAAGAACUGCUGAAGCUCAAAGACCGUCUCAUUGAGGUGGAGAGGAAUAAUGCAACACUGGAGGCCGAGCGUCAGGCUGUGCAGGCGCAACUGAGGCAGCUGGAGAGUCAGUCCGACAGUCAGCAGGCUCAGAUCCUCGCCCUGCAGAGGCAGGCGGCCUCGCUGCAGGAGAACAACACGGCCCUGCAGACACACAACGCUAACCUGCAGGUGGAAAAGUCCACUCUGAACUCGCAGAGCGCCUCCCUCAUGGCCCAGAAUGCUCAGCUGCAACAGCAGCAGUCGGGGACAGAAAGCGAGCGGGACGGCGCUGUGCGAGUACGCGAAGAGCUGCGCGGCGUUCACGAGCAGCUGCUACGAGAUCACGAGCGGCUGGCGGCUCUGCACGAGCGCCAAGCCAUGGAGUACGAGGCCCUUAUGGGAAAGCACGGCUGUUUGAAAAACGCCCAUCGCACCCUGGAGCUGGAGCAUCGAACCACACAGGACAGGUACAAUAGCUUGCUGCAGCAGCGCACCAAGCUGGAAGACCUGGAGAAAGCCCUGAAGGAGGAGCAGAUGAGGAUGACUCUUGAGAAAGAGCAGCACAGGAGCACGGCUGCAGAGUGUAGCAAGCUGCGGGACGAGAAGGACUGGCUGAACCAGACGUACCGUCAGCUUCUCAAUGACAACGAGUCGCUGACGGUGGACCACAAGCAGCUGAAGAGCCAGCUGAACGAGGCCAAGCUGGAGCACACCUGGCUGGAGGCCGACUUCUCCAAACUCAAGAAGGAGUUCCAGCAGCUGGACAUCUCCUCCACAAAGCUCACCAACCAGUGUGAGCUGCUUGGUCAGUUGAAGGGCAACCUGGAGGAAGAGAAUCGCCACCUGCUCUGCCAGAUCGAGACCCUGAUGCUGCAGAACCGGACCCUGCUGGAGCAGACGAUGGAGAGCAAGGACCUGUUUCACGUCGAAGAGCGACAGUAUAUUGACAAGCUUCAUGAUUUGAGGAGGCAGAAGGAGAAGCUGGAGGAAAAAAUAAUGGACCAGUACAAGUUUUAUGAGCCAUCGCCUCCUCGCAGACGUGGAAACUGGAUCACCCUGAAACUGAAGAAGUUAAUUAAAUCCAACAGCCGUGAGCAUGGUCCGGACUGCCCGCCUACUCCCACAAACUCGGGCAGUGCCGAGCCACACCACGCCUCUCACGACAACGGCUCCUUCAUCAGCUCAGACGGAUCCGGAGGCUCGGCCUGCACCUCGGCAGGUGACGUCAUCUCACCCCAGCGUCACAGCACCACCAAAAUGUUUCCCCGCAUGAGGAACAGACUGAAGGACAGAGACAGAGUCAAGUCCCUCUUCCGUCGUUCCAUGUCCCUGAGCAGCUUGGUGUCCCCCGCCGCAGCCCCGCUGUGGGAGGAGCGCUGGGCGGAGAGCGCAGAGCGGCUGGAGGGGUCCCAGGCUGAUGUGGACGAGGACAGGGAGAACACAUUGUCCUCAUCCCCAUCCACAUCCAUCUUGUCCAUCCUCCACCUUAAUCCUCCCACCACUCCACCAUCCGGCCACGUCAUCAUCACAUCCACUGACACCACCGACACUGUUCCAGAUGUUUCUGAGCUCAGGGUGACAGACAAGGAAUCAAAUGAUAGCGCUGUGCCAUCUGGAUUUGAGGACAACGACGAGCUGCAGAAUCACGGGCUGAAUGGCAUCCAGAGUCGAGCCCAGAGUGAGAGCAGCGGUGAGUUCAACCUGAGCCUAGAGAAUGAGCCAUGGUCAAACGGCAGCAGCCCCAUCCAGCAGCCUCCCUCCCGCCGCUCCUCCUCCUCCUUCCAGCCCCCCAGUGAUACAUCCACCCCCCAGCACACACUGAAGCAGCAGCACAAGGAGAAAGCCUCCACCAUGCCCAUCGCCCAUCAGAAUUCGGAAAUCCAGGCUAUGCCAAAACAGAAAAACCAUGUGCUCUCUCAGGACUUCUGGCUCACACGGGGUACAAAGAGCAUCCGGAGGGGGUCAAGGGUGAAGGUGACGCGUCGCUCUUCAGACACGGUGGGAACAGUCAAAGUGAACCCAGGGCUCAACGGGAUGAAUUCAAAAUCCAGCUCCAGCAAAGUCGAAACUACCCGAGCUUUGGCUUGUUCACCUAUCACAGUGCUGUAUGUUCAGGGAAAGUCAUCCUCAAUGUCCGGCUGCCUCAACUGCUUUUCCACCCCUCUGGGGAAAGAGGGCAGACUGAGAGGGUCGCCCAAAAGUCUCCCCCGAGCCAGCAGCGUCAUUUCCACAGCAGAGGGAUCGUCCCGGCGGUCCAGUGUAAUCAGCGACUGCAGGGUGAAGGCUGACCCGCUGUCCGUCCAGGUUUCAGAGAGCCAUCAGGAGGAAGAAGCAGGUCAACCUGAACCAGAGACAAAAAACAGUGAGCCGGUUCCUCCAGUCAAACCUCCUAGAGACCCAACAGCUGUUGUUCCCACGGAUGACCCCAAACCUCCUGUGCAGGAGUCACUUCUUGGCUCCUCGUUCACUUUCAACUCUGUCUUCUCUAACACGAUAUUCAGCGACUCUGUGGUCCCAACCAUGACCAGUCUGGAUGCCCUGGACAACAACCAAACAUUCCUCUGUCUGAAUCCAGAUCUGGUGCAAAACUGUCCAUCUGAGAUGCCGAAAACGAUGAAGCAGGGCCAAAAUGCAAAAUGUGACACUGGGCUAGAGAAAGAAGAGAAGAAGUAGCUGUCACACGAUUAAAUACUGUGUAGGAAGGCCACUUUUUAUCUUGUCAACCUGAAGCACACUAUUAACUGUUUCCAUGCUAUUCCAUCUGAUUAUACAGCUAAGGUGUAAAAAAAAAAGGUGUUAAGAGGUGUUAUUUUUCUCCCACACAGCUUAAGUAAUUUCACCAGCUCAUAUAAUGCAGCUGAGUAUUAGUUCAAGAUAUUCACAGCUUUAUCUUCAUCUGUUCUGUCUCUUUGCACAAAUUAUGUUUAAUAUAACUGAAUGACGUAUGGAUAGAUUUCCUCUUUUGCCCCGUUAUUAGGUUGUUGUUCAGACUCGAGCCUGUUUUUUAUUUUUAUGUCACCACACUGACAAUCCUGUUAUGUAUAUUUGUGUUUGCCAAAAUAUUUUGUUAAUAUCUGCCAUUUCUAUUUAUGUCCUGUUACUUUAAAGGAACUGUUAAGUUAUUAUAUGAUUUCUGUGCUGUUAAACUUUAAUGUGAGCCUGGGGGAAAUGUGAUUUUCAUGUGAGAAAAACUGUAAAUCUUGUAAAAUACGAUGUAUACCUGAAUGCUAUUUUCCCUUAAAUAAAUAA
Messenger RNA from Eleginops maclovinus (Patagonian blennie), 6358 nucleotides. It is a transcript of the gene ccdc88aa, whose product is annotated as coiled-coil domain containing 88Aa. The transcript is spliced from 29 exons. Gene Ontology annotation, cellular component: centrosome; cytoplasm. Lineage: Eukaryota; Metazoa; Chordata; Actinopteri; Perciformes; Eleginopidae. Gene Ontology annotation, molecular function: dynein light intermediate chain binding; microtubule binding. Gene Ontology annotation, biological process: cytoplasmic microtubule organization; cytoskeleton-dependent intracellular transport. The record is from RefSeq and is a predicted model, not a curated record. The coding region runs from base 326 to 5782 and encodes 1818 amino acids.